This is a messenger RNA of Symphalangus syndactylus (siamang), 1032 nucleotides long. RefSeq names its product COMM domain containing 3 (gene COMMD3). Lineage: Eukaryota; Metazoa; Chordata; Mammalia; Primates; Hylobatidae. Gene Ontology annotation, biological process: sodium ion transport. The record is from RefSeq and is a predicted model, not a curated record.
CGCGGAGGCGGGCGGGGAGGUCCCGCAGCCCGCGCCGCCGCCAGCCGCCCCGAGCCGCGUGCGCGCGCGGCCGCAUCAGCUGAACGCGCGGCGCGUGUCACGUGGUGUGCGUGUCGAAGGUCACGGCGCGCUCACAAUGGAACUCUCAGAGUCUGUGCAGAAAGGCUUCCAGAUGCUGGCGGAUCCCGGCUCCUUCGACUCCAACGCCUUCACGCUUCUCCUCCGGGCGGCAUUCCAGAGUCUGCUGGACGCCCAGGCGGACGAGGCCGUGUUAGAUCAUCCAGACUUGAAACAUAUCGACCCAGUGGUUUUAAAACAUUGUCAUGCAGCAGCUGCAACUUACAUACUAGAGGCAGGAAAGCACCGAGCUGACAAGUCUACUCUAAGCACUUAUCUAGAAGACUGUAAAUUUGACAGAGAGCGAAUAGAAGUGUUUUGCACGGAAUAUCAGAAUAAUAAGAAUUCCCUAGAAAUCCUACUGGGAAGUAUAGGCAGAUCUCUCCCUCAUAUAAUGGAUGUUUCUUGGCGCUUGGAAUAUCAGAUAAAGACCAAUCAACUUCAUAAGAUGUACAGACCUGCAUAUUUGGUGACCUUAAGUGUACAGAACACUGAUUCCCCAUCCUAUCCAGAGAUUAGUUUUAGUUGCAGCAUGGAACAAUUACAGGACUUGGUGGGGAAACUUAAAGAUGCUUCGAAAAGCCUGGAAAGAGCAACUCAGUUGUAACUUGGUGAAGUUAACGAUCCGCCCGAGUGCAGAGGAAAACCAGAAACGCCUUGCCUUCAGCUGAACCACCGUUUGUGCGAGCUGGAUGUCCUUUUCAGUAGAAAAGAAUUUUCCUUUUGAAUUUAUACCAUUCAUCAAUUUUGACACUUUAAAAACGUGUGAAAGGGUUAAGAGGGAAAGAUACUGCCCAAGUAUUUGAAUCGUUUAGUAGUAACUGUCCAUUUAUCCUAUUUUGAUCUUUUUCAAGUCUAAUGAAAGGAAGUAGACAGUAUUACACCCUGAAUAAAUAAGGUGUUGUUUUCCACAAA